GCGGGGAGACAGGCACCGGGCCCCCAGGCGGGGCGACAGGCACCGGGCCCCCAGGCGGGGCGACAGGCAUCGGGCCCCCAGGCGGAGCGGGAGGCGCCGGGCCCCCAGGCGGAGCGGCGGGCGCCGGGCCCCCAGGAGGGGCGACAGGCAUCGUGCCCCCAGGCGGAGCGGCGGGCGCCGGACCCCCAGGCGGAGCGACAGGUCUCGGGCCCCCAGGCGGAGCGGCGGGCGCCGGACCCCCAGGCGGAGCGACAGGUCUCGGGCCCCAGGCAGAGCGACAGGUCUCGGGCCCCCAGGCGGAGCGGCGGGCGGCGGACCCCCAGGCGGAGUGACAGGUCU
This is a messenger RNA of Staurois parvus, 339 nucleotides long. Lineage: Eukaryota; Metazoa; Chordata; Amphibia; Anura; Ranidae. The record is from the annotation of a GenBank genome assembly.